This is a messenger RNA of Lontra canadensis (Northern American river otter), 2062 nucleotides long. RefSeq names its product zinc finger protein 658B-like. The record is from RefSeq and is a predicted model, not a curated record. NCBI's taxonomy places the organism in Eukaryota, Metazoa, Chordata, Mammalia, Carnivora, Mustelidae. Bases 363 to 1979 code for a protein of 538 amino acids. Gene Ontology annotation, molecular function: DNA-binding transcription factor activity, RNA polymerase II-specific; RNA polymerase II transcription regulatory region sequence-specific DNA binding. Gene Ontology annotation, cellular component: nucleus. The transcript has a single exon. Gene Ontology annotation, biological process: regulation of transcription by RNA polymerase II.
ACACGAUACCCCAGUGCAGGGCAACGUUACGACGCGGAAGCAGUCAUGGCACUUGUUGUGGAUCCAAGAACGCCUUUGGUCCCAAACACAGAGAUACUCGGGACCAGGGUGUCCACCUUGGAGUACAGUCCUUUGUGUGCAGUGAAUGUGGGAAAACUUUCAGGUACAAAUCCUUAUUUGCCAUACACCAGAGAUAUCAUACUGGAGCACGACAUCAUGAGUUUGGUCCAUGUGGGAAAUCCCUUGGGCAACGACCAACCCUGAAUGAACAUGGGAAGACUCAGGGUGGAUCCAGGCAGUACACGUGCAGCAAAUGUGGGAAAUCCUUAGGUGGCAAAUGUGUCCCCCUUAAUGUCCAGAAUAUGCCCAGUGGAGGGAAUAAUUAUGUUUGUAGCGGGUGUACAAAAUCUGUCAGCAGUAGCUCAGUGUCGAUAACUCAUAGGGUUCAGUCUGGAGAUAGGUUUUAUAAGUGUCGCGUUUGUGCAAAAUCUUUUCCGUCUGUGUCUGCCCUCUGUUAUCAUCAGAGAACUCACGCAGUGAAAAGACAUUAUGAAUGCAGUGAUUGUGGGAAAUCUGUUACCAGUAGGUCUGCCCUCCUUUCUCACCAGAGGGUUCACACUGAAAGAAAGCCUUAUAAAUCCAAUGAAUGUGGGAAAUCUUUUGCUGGUAGUUCUGCCCUACAUUAUCACCAGAAAAAUCACAGUGGAGUUAGGCCUUAUGAGUGCAGUGAAUGUGGGAAAUUUUUUGCUGGUAGUCUUGUCUUACGUUAUCAUCAGAGAGUUCACACUGGGGAAAGGCCUUAUGAGUGCAGUGAAUGUGGCAAAUCAUUUAUGCGAAAAACUAGCCUCAAUGUACACAUAAAGGUUCAUUCAGGUGCAAGGCCUUAUGAGUGUAAUGAAUGUGGGAAGUCUUUUACUGCUAGGUAUUCCCUCCAUUUUCACCAGCGUGUUCACACCGGGAAAAAGCCUUAUCAGUGCCUUGAAUGUGGGAGAUCUUGUACUAGUAGUUCAGCCCUCCGUAGUCACCAGAGAGUUCACACAGGAGAAAGGCCUUAUGAGUGUCGUGAAUGUGGGAAGUCUUUUACUGGUAAUUCGGCCUUUCGUUAUCACCAGAGACUUCACAGCGGAGAACGGCCUUAUGAGUGCUGUGAAUGUGGGAAAUCUUACACUACUAAUGCUGCCCUCCGUUAUCACCAGAGUGUUCACACUGGAGAAAAGCCUUAUGAGUGCCAUGAAUGUGGGAAAUCUUUCACCAGUAGUUCCUCCCUUCGUUAUCACCAGAGAUUUCAUACUGGAAAAAAGCCUUAUAAUUGCAGUGAAUGUGGGAAAUCUUUUGUCACUAGUAAACAGCACCGUACUCACCAGAUAGUUCAUAGUAGAGAGAGACCUUAUGAAUGCCCUGAAUGUAGCAAAUCCUUUCCCCGGAAAGAUACCCUCAAUGUACACAAAAAGCUUCACUCAGGUGAACGGCCUUAUGAGUGUACUGAAUGUGGGAAAUCAUUUACUGCUAGUUCUGCCCUCCGUUACCACCAGAGGCUUCACACUGGGGAAAGGCCUUAUGAGUGUAAUGAAUGUGGGAAAUUAUUUACUGUUAGUUCUGCCCUCCGUUCGCACCAGAGACUUCAUACGGGGGAAAGACCCUAUCAGUGCAAUGAAUGUGGGAAAUCCUGUACUACUAGUUCUGCCCUCCGUCGACACAAGAGAGUUCACACUGGAGAACGGCCUUACAAGUGCCAUGAAUGUGGGAAAUCAUUUACUGCCAGUUCUACCCUCCGUUAUCACAAGAGAGUUCAUACUGGAGAACGGCCGUAUGAGUGUAAUGAAUGUGGGAAAUCAUUUACUGUUAGUUAUGCUCUCCGUUCGCACCAGAGUGUUCACACUGGAGAAAAGCCUUACCAGUGCAAUGAAUGUGGGAAAUCUUUUAUUAGUCUCAGUGGUUUUAGAUAUCAUUACAGACUUCACAAUGCAGAAAGGAUUUAAAACAGCACAGAAGGUGAAACUUCUUGCUUAGUGGCAUUUAGGCUGGAGGACAACCUCUGAGGUGGCGACCUACCUGAAUUGAA